AAAGAAACAAGUGAAAAGGGGCGAACGGAUCGAGAAAUUGGUGGAAGAAGCCUGAUGAGAUGGGGUUGUUUCACAGCCAAAGGAGUUAGAUACCUGACCAGGAUCGAUGGUGGUCUCAGUGCUGAGCUGUAUGUGAGUCUCCUACAAGACGAGUUACUUCCUACACUCGAGUACUAUGGAUAUUGGAGAAGAAAUGGUUCUGUGACAAUGGAGUAGAGGAGCUGGAUCAGCACCUACAGUCCCUGGACCUCAACCUGAUCGAACACUUAUGGGUAGAGCUGAAGAAAAAGCUGUUUUCAUAUCCAAGUGAGGCGACCAGUAUGACCGACACUGGGAACGUGUAGAAGAGCGGUCGUUAUGUGCCGCUCUGGGUCCUGGCGCUGUCGUCGUGUACUGGCUAUGCCCGUGGUUGCCGCCACCUGCUGUAUCAUCUGGUGGAGAGCUUUAUGUUGCCGAAGCCAACGUUAUACGCACGCGGUAUGUCAAUAUUUCCCGGAUGCUGCGCUGUUUCAUCGAGUAGCCAAUCGCACGUGGCGAUGGACAGAAAACACUGCCGAUACAGGUGUCUCCUCGCCUCACAGUAAUCCAAUUUUUUUUAAACUCUAUUUACAAAAUGUUCUGCAAUCGCCAAAGGCACCUUUGUGGGCUCGGACCACCUCAACCUAGGGGCACUACACUGCUAUAUAAACAUGGCGCCCUCCACAGUCUCCUCAGGUGACUGACAGGCUCCCGCCACAUCUACACAGCCCUCUUCACACGGCGGAGGCGUCACCCACUGCAGCCAAUCAGAUCACUGCUCUCACGGCCUCGGCUGCAGGGCAGAAGUAAAAGCCGGCCUCUGAUUGGCUACGUCUCUAUGAGGAGCGGGUGCUGCGCCCGGGACCGAGAACCUCUGUCCUGAGGCCGUACCCGGCGGCCUGUGUAAUAUCGCGCCUUGUGUUCGUUAUAUUCCGCGUCGUACACAGCGGCCGCCCCGCCCUUCCUCCUCCCGGCAUGCUUUGCGCGGGGCCGCCCAGCCUCCGGUUCCGGUGGGGGGAGGAGGAAGAAGCCGCCGCUGACACCGGUCGACCGGCCCGGGAGGAUGCGGGCCUCCAUGUGAAUUAUGAACAUUGGAAAUGGCAGCAUCGAUGGUUUUCUUAAAUGUGGCCACACGAGUGUCCUGCAGUGUCCCUCCAGGGGUCUGCCAGGAAUAGGGGAAGCUGAGCUGCCCUCCUCCACCGCACGGACAGACGGGGGUGCAGCUUUAUCAGGACGCGAGGAGAUGAUGUCACAAGAUGAGCUGAUGGUACAGGAGGAGACUGUGAAAAAUGACGAGGACGUGGACUCCCAGGAGAGGUUGCUGCCCCCAGGAUUCCAGUACACGGUUCAGGUGAAACAAGAGAUCAAAUUCACAGAGGAAAUGCAGACCGAGAACAAGCAGCUCCCAGAGCCGUUCGACCUUCAGAAGAAGAAAAAAAGGAAGCAGAGAUCCCCAGCCAAGAUCCUCACCAUUAAUGAGGACGGCUCGCUGGGUCUGAAGAUCCCCAAGUGUCAUGUGUGCGAGCACUGCAACGCGGCCUUCAGAACCAACUAUCACCUGCAGAGACACGUCUUCAUCCACACAGGAGAGAAGCCGUUUCAGUGCAGUCAGUGCGAUAUGCGCUUCAUUCAGAAGUAUCUGCUGCAGAGACACGAGAAGAUCCACACGGGAGAAAAGCCUUUCCAUUGUGAUGAGUGCGGAAUGCGCUUUAUUCAGAAAUACCACAUGGAAAGACACAAGAGGACGCACAGUGGAGAGAAGCCGUACCAGUGCGAAUACUGCCUGCAGUACUUCUCCAGGACCGAUCGUGUACUGAAACACAAGCGCAUGUGCCAUGAGAACCGAGAGAGAAAAUCAGGGAAAAGCUCCAGCAAAUCCCCCCUCUUACUCCCCGACGGCGACAUCUGCUUCACUGCUGUGAGUAAAGAUGGAGCUUUACCCAAGAAGAAGCAGAGGGUGGAUAAGAUGAAGGUCUUAGGAAUGAUUGAGAAGGAGAACCCUAUGGAGAAAGUGGAGCAAAAGAAGGAGAAGAGCGACUUCCUGCCCCUCUUCCCCGACAGCACCAAAGUGAAGGAUGAGUUCAUGGUGGCAGAGUAUGCGGUGGAGCUGCCGCACCCCUCCGUCAGUGACUUGCACUUACAGGAACCUGUGUCUGAGGUCAGUCCUCCAAAGCUGCUGAUUAAGAAAGUAAACAGCAAGAAGAGCAUGAAGCAUGCGCUGGAGCAGGGCCCGGCCCUGGCAGCCCUGUCCACUUUUGAUGAUGGCAAAGUGGCAAAGUACACGUUUGAACUUGUGGAUAAGCAGGCGCUGCUGGACUCGGGAAGCAAUUCCGACAUGGAUCACAACGAUCCUCUCCAGGAAGGAAGCACCAAACCAGCCAAUAGCAGCGUCAGCUAUGACGAGGCCAUGCAGUUCUCCAAGAAAAAGCGCUAUCUGCUGGCCGCCAGCACAAAUAACAGCAGGGAGUACGCUCUGAAUGUGGGCACCAUGGCCUCUCAGCCAUCUGCCACUCAGGCAGCAGUGGCCAGUGUCAUAGAUGAAAGCGGCACGGCUGCCCUUCUAGAUCCGCAGGCAUUGAGUGUGGACCUUAAAACAAACCACGAUAAGAAUGUGAUUCCAGACGAGGUGUUACAGACGCUGCUGGACCACUACUCGCACAAAGCCAACGGCCAGCAUGAGAUCUCUUUCAGUGUAGGAGAUACUGAGGUCACUUCCAGUAUUUCCAUAAACUCUUCCGAGGUGGGGGAAUCCAGCCAGCCAGAGACUUUGGGGGUGUCCGCCCAGGUCCCACAGUCUGACAAGGCCAGCAUGUUGCAGGAGUAUUCUAAAUUUUUGCAACAGGCGUUGGAACGGACUAGCCAGAACGAUGCCUAUCUGAGCAACACAAGCCUUAACUUUGUCACUGACAGCCAGGGUCUCCCCAGCACAACCACCUUCCCCCCACUGGACAAACACAUCUAUGCCACACUACCCAUCAGCACUUUCCGAGCGGGUCUGAGCGCCCCCCUCAGAGUGUCCCCCGACAAAUCUCACUUCGGCCUCAUUGUGACUGACUCCCAGAGCGCCUUCAGCUUUACGGCGGAUGAUGGUAGUCACACCUCCCCCGCGUCCUCCUCUUCGACACAGGAUUUUAUAGAGCAAGUGACUGGACAGAAGAAGACUGAAUCUCAGGCUGUCCACCAGUCGUACCAGCUGAAUGCUUUUGAGCCUUCCUUCAGGGCACAGUACCAGGGCAGUCGGCCCGGGAUAUCUCCCCAAUUCAGUGCUGCAAAUGGACAGGUUACCCUCCGGCAGCCGGCCACCAGCAACGAUUUUACUGACUUUUCCCUGGUAAAUGUUAAUGAGAGCAGGACCUAGAUGGCUUCUCCCCCUGACCCCGCCACCAGCCAGACCUUUGGCUACUUGUCAGCGGAGGGGGUCGGUGCAUAUUGCCUUUCCAGCAGCCGCCUGACCGGAGCGUACAACCCUGGGAGUCGCUGAGCGGGCUGUUCUGCCGGUCUUGUGUGAUGCAGGAGGCUGGCGCUUGGCUUCCUUCUCUCCCCGUUCUGUAUCCGGAUAUGGGGGGUCUGGAAUUCUGGGAUAAGAAAAGCAAUCAGCACCUUACGGCAUCUGUGCUCGGGGACCUGAUUGCCACAGGGUUUGGUCUCUGCCGAGCUCAACCCUUAGAGGGACACUGGAGAUGCUGAUUUUAUUACCCCAAAAAGGUGAAAAAUUCGAUAUAUGGCACUUUAACGAGAGCAUUUCAAGUUGUGGUUAGGAGGGAGAUCUCACGGGAUUAUGGGAAGUUCUGUCGGGCGGCAGAUUAUUUCCUCGGCUCUGUGGUUGUUGCCGGUAUCCGCAGUGCAUUGCUCUGAGACUGUUGGUGCAAUGCUCUGCAGACACUGGCCAUCAGUUCUCUCCGCUCUGCACGUACUCAGUGCAGUGUCUGACAUGGUGAGAGGAGAAGCACUUACCUUUCAUUUACUUAUCUUUUGUUCUGGCUUUUUUCCUGUGCACUUAUGUAGGAUAAUGGUUGUGUGUGACACAUGGCGCCGUCGUCCCUGUCGUCCGUGCAGACAGACAUGGCAUACAUAUCUAUACGUACAGCUGUCUGUGGCGUCUGCUCUGUGACAACCAUGGCUGACAUUGGGUCACAAUGAAUUUUGUCUUUUUAUAAAUGAUUAUGCAAUGCUGCAUACCCGCUGCCCCCGUAGAGUUCAGGCCCCAGCAGCACCUUUUAUAUGUUUUUAGCCUUUUUUUUUUUUUUUGCCGCCUGCGAUGUCUUAAUGUUAGUGGCGGGAAUAAGUAGCACUUAGCAAAAGAAGAGAAAAAAGUUUUGGUUUUCCAGCUUUUACUGGUUACACUGGUAGUUUAUUCAUGGAUGGGCAGUCAAACAUGUGCCCCCCGGGCCUAGGAAGGUAGCUUUAAAUCAGACCAGCACGUAUGUGAGAUCGCCAGCGAACGACGUGCGGCUGAUCAGGCCCAUACAGACCCCAAAAUAACGAGUCGUACAUAUGCCCCAACAUGGCCGGAAGGGUUGAGAUCCUCGCUCUGAACAGGCGGCAUUAAGGAGCUCCACAGUCCAGUCCAUAGGGGGCGGUGUUAGGGCUGAUUCACUUGACCGCGCUCAGUCUGGGAAACACGCCCCGCGUGUCAGCUGCAUCUCCCGGACCGACCGCGGCUCUGCUGACCCGAACUGAGUCAGAUCCUAGGGGAACACCGGUUUGUCCUGUGGAUUAGGCCUCAUCCGCACGUCCGUAUGUUUGUUCUGCAUUUUUUGCGGAUUGGAUGCGGACACAUUCAUUUCAGUAGGGCCACAAAAGAUGAGGCCAGAACGCUGCGUGCUGUCCACAUCCGUAAGUCAGUUCCGUGGCCCUGCAAAAAAGACCGUCUCCUGGUGUUUUUGCUAUCGCAGUAUCCCAGGGGUGUUUGCUGUGAGGGUGCUGGCAGCGCAGUUACUGCAUUCACACAGCCGUGGUGCCGCCAUCAGCGAUGGUCAGUUUGCAGUGUUCGCCAGCGAACACAUGUCGGCUGCCAUCUUUAGUAAGGUAGACUCACCCGUCCGCGAU
Messenger RNA from Bufo gargarizans (Asiatic toad), 5067 nucleotides. It is a transcript of the gene ZNF148, whose product is annotated as zinc finger protein 148. Gene Ontology annotation, molecular function: DNA-binding transcription factor activity, RNA polymerase II-specific; RNA polymerase II cis-regulatory region sequence-specific DNA binding. The record is from RefSeq and is a predicted model, not a curated record. Gene Ontology annotation, cellular component: nucleus. Gene Ontology annotation, biological process: regulation of transcription by RNA polymerase II. NCBI's taxonomy places the organism in Eukaryota, Metazoa, Chordata, Amphibia, Anura, Bufonidae. The transcript has 7 exons. Bases 1103 to 3376 code for a protein of 757 amino acids.